Lactuca virosa is the source of this 234-nucleotide messenger RNA. The record is from the annotation of a GenBank genome assembly. NCBI's taxonomy places the organism in Eukaryota, Viridiplantae, Streptophyta, Magnoliopsida, Asterales, Asteraceae.
AUGCAAGUGGCGGAGUGGGGGUCGGACUCGACACCGACAAUGGCGAGAUGGAGGAGCAGUGCAAGCGGACUCCGAUCACGGUUUGGAGGUUCGAUAUCGGCGGCUCAAUACUUCCGACAACAUCGCUGUGGCGGCAUCCGACGGUUGGCGACCUCAACGGAGGUGGUGGUGUGGCGCCGGAGAUUGAAGGGUGGAUACGAAUUUGAAGAAUUUGGAUCGGGACGUGUACUGUGA